GAGCCUAGUACGGCAGACUGUUCUAGCGUUCUGUCGAAAACUCGGAGUGCCCUAGAACUUUUCGGAACGAUAUGUUCAGCGCCCAAUGAAAUCUUCUGAGGCUCUCACAGCAUGGUCUACUUGUGGGUCUUCGGGUGCACAGUUAUCUUUCUCGAACAAACAUCCGCGAGCAUUCUCUGCUCGCGGUGCCCGACCCGAGUGUCCAGACAAGACGGGUGGCUUAUUCAUCAACACGUGGAGUUGAGCAACGUCAUCGCUCGACUUUCAUAUUCCCACCAUGUUCCAGGUGCCGGAGAGUGUCAAUGGUACUUCUCAGUGGACAGACUGGUGGUGCUUUGCAGCGUGCUUGCCAGACCAGAGGACUGUGAUGUUCAGCAAGCCGAAACCUAUCUCAUGGGAUUCCUUGGCUAUUCUGUCUGGUCGUUAGACAGCUUGGGCAACCUGUACCACCGUUGUGCGGCCAUAUCAAACGAGGUCUCCAAAACCUGCACCACGAGCCACACCUUGGCUGUCAUCGUUUACCGGAGCUUGUAAUUCUUCUUGACUGCGUAGUCCUUGCGGCGAGCCGAAGAUCAUGCACGUGUUCGCAAACAGCACAGCAAAAUGCACGUUCAAUCAUCAUGCGAAGGGAAGU
Microdochium trichocladiopsis is the source of this 634-nucleotide messenger RNA. RefSeq lists its product as uncharacterized. NCBI's taxonomy places the organism in Eukaryota, Fungi, Ascomycota, Sordariomycetes, Xylariales, Microdochiaceae. The record is from RefSeq and is a predicted model, not a curated record. The transcript is spliced from 2 exons. Bases 112 to 534 code for a protein of 140 amino acids.